AUGCUCCUGCACGCAGCAUCGCCGAUCGCAUUUCGCUCGGACCAGCUUGCUAUGAUGCCGCGCCUUUGCAAGGCCUGUGCUUUGCAAGGGCCUAUGUUCUUACAAACGUACCGGCACCACAGGGUGCGCCAUGCUGCGGUGAUCGCCUCUGCUGCCGCAUGCCUCUUGGGCAUGCGCCUGUCUCCCCUGACCUCGGCCUUCGCCGGCUCUGGCUCCUGGCCGAAGCAUCGGCAGUGGACCCGCCGAUAUGCGGAGGCAGCGACGGCAGCGACCUCUUACAAGGUGCUGGUUCCCAUCGCGGAGGACUCGGAGGAGCCUGGGCUGCUUUUCGCUAGCAUUCCAACACCAGAAUGCCGGGCUUGGGACUUUCGUGCCGUUUAUGCCAGCAAACCUGCCUUGCUGGGUCAGCUGAAGCUGAUUGGAAUUGGAGAAAUCGAGACAGCUUGCAUCACGGAUGUCCUAACCCGAGCUGGCGCGGACGUGACUGUGGCAAGUGUCAGCGGCGCGUUGCAGGUGCGCAUGUCCCGCGGGCUGAAGGUAGUGGCAGACAAGAGCAUCGAGGAGUGUGCCGACCAGCAGUGGGAUGUUAUCGCCUUGCCAGGUGGCAUGCCUGGCGCGGAGCACCUGCGUGACUCGCAGAUUCUCGUAGAUUUGCUCAAGGUGCAGAAAGAGAGCGGCCGGUUGACUGCAGCAGUGUGCGCCAGCCCUGCCGUGGUCUUCGCCCACCACGGCCUCGUCGAUAAUUCAGCCACCUGCUACCCGGCACCGAAGUUCAAAGAGCUGGUGGGCCCCGGCUGGCAGGACGCCAAGGUGCUCGGCAAGGGGUUGGAGGACGUUUGA
Molecule: messenger RNA, 840 nt
Organism: Symbiodinium natans
Lineage: Eukaryota; Dinophyceae; Suessiales; Symbiodiniaceae
Source: the annotation of a GenBank genome assembly